AACAAUCAACAAACCGGUUUAAUCACUCUACAGUCAUCUUUAUAACCCUAAAAUUUCAUCAAUCAAAAACCCACCUUCUUCUUCUUUCUUAUUCCGAUCAAAAAACACACAAAACCUUCAUCCCUGAACAAAAAUGGCAGACGAUGACUACGAAAUGGACGUCGGAGGGUACGAAGACGAGCCAAUCGAACCAGAACUCGAUGAAGGUGUUGAGGAAGAUGUUGACGGGGAGAACAAGGAUGAAGAUAUUCCGGAUCCAUUGUUGGGUGAGAAUGAAGAGAAAGAAGAAGGUGAAGGUGUUGAGAAGCCCAGGAAGACGAUUAAGUAUAUGACCAAGUAUGAAAGGGCUAGGAUUUUGGGUACUCGUGCGUUGCAGAUAAGUAUGAAUGCUCCGGUGAUGGUUGAGUUGGAGGGUGAGACUGAUCCACUUGAGAUUGCUAUGAAGGAGCUUAGACAGCGGAAAAUACCCUUCACCAUUCGCCGAUAUCUACCCGAUGGAAGCUAUGAAGACUGGGGAGUUGAUGAACUAAUCGUCGAGGAUUCUUGGAAGAGACAGGUUGGUGGCGAAUAGUUUGUCCACCGCACCCCUCCACUGCUUGAAAUACUCUCGAGCGUGUUUACGGUCCUCACCACAUGGGUUUGGUGGAUAGUGGAUACCACCAGUCUUGUGAUAUAAUGUUCAACUUCUUUGUGCUGUGCGUUUUAUGAAUAUGAUUUAUUUUGUUAAGUUGUUAUGUGAUAUAGACGAUCUCCAUUAGCAGGCA
Helianthus annuus (common sunflower) is the source of this 764-nucleotide messenger RNA. Its product is annotated as DNA-directed RNA polymerases II and V subunit 6B. Lineage: Eukaryota; Viridiplantae; Streptophyta; Magnoliopsida; Asterales; Asteraceae. Bases 134 to 571 code for a protein of 145 amino acids. Gene Ontology annotation, molecular function: DNA binding; DNA-directed RNA polymerase activity. The record is from RefSeq and is a predicted model, not a curated record. Gene Ontology annotation, biological process: DNA-templated transcription. The transcript is spliced from 6 exons. Gene Ontology annotation, cellular component: RNA polymerase III complex; RNA polymerase I complex; RNA polymerase II, core complex.